This is a messenger RNA of Dermacentor silvarum, 1479 nucleotides long. RefSeq lists its product as uncharacterized. NCBI's taxonomy places the organism in Eukaryota, Metazoa, Arthropoda, Arachnida, Ixodida, Ixodidae. The transcript is spliced from 6 exons. Bases 1 to 1479 code for a protein of 492 amino acids. Gene Ontology annotation, molecular function: zinc ion binding. The record is from RefSeq and is a predicted model, not a curated record.
AUGACGGAUAAUUCUGCCGCAGAGAAAGCAGCCCUGCAAGCUGUUUGGCCCCAGGGGACACAGCUGCUUUGCUUUUUUCAUGUUGCACAAGCAGAGUGGAGGUGGCUCACGGCAGCUUGCAACAACAUCGGAAAAGAGCAGAGAAGAAGUCUCAUGUCAGCAUUCCGGCAGAUCAUGUAUGCUGACAGCACUGAAAAGCUGGAGAGUGCUAUCAAAAACUUCCGAGAGAGUUCCCACACAUCGUAUCUAUCACGUGUGGAAGCCUUUUUGGACCGGAAAGAAGAGUGGGUGCUGUUGUUUCGUAGCAAGCUCACAACACGUGGCCACAACACCAAUAAUUUUGCAGAGGCUUCCAUUCGGAUUUUGAAAGAUAUUGUUCUUUCAAGAACAAAAGCAUUUAAUGCUGUGGCUCUAGUGGAAUCAAUAUCAGAAGUAUGGGAGCUCUACUUCAAGAGCAGAAUUUUAAAGCACGCGCACAACCAUGUCCCCACACACCAGCUGCUCUACGACAGCCGUCUGAAGAAAACACCAGAAGGAGCUCAGGCAUCAGUCGUCUCACUUGGGGACAACUGCUUUUUGGUGCCAAGCUUCCAAAAGAACGGCGAAAUUUAUGAUGUGUGCGGAGAUAUAGGCACGUGUACAUGCCGAGCUGGUUGCACAGGUGCCUUCUGCAAGCACCAGGCGCUUGUACACAAACAUUUUGGUGGUAUUUUUCCGAACUGCCCAGCACUGACAAUAACUGACCGCCAUGAACUGGGAAGACUGGCCCUCGGAGAUUUGUGCCCAGGCAUAGAGUUUUUUUCAAACUUCUGUGACACCAACGAAGUGCAAAGUGAGCAUGGCCCAGCACUUCAACAAGAAAUGUGUCCUGCUAAUGCAAACGAGAAUGAAGAGAGAGCAGACCCUCCAGCUGUCCUUGGACGAGAAGUGUGUCCAACAUCAGGCCUCAAGCAGCAAGACAGUCAGGAUGUGGACAACAACCUUGAAGCUCUCUUUGAGCAGAUGCGGCAGAUUCAUGCUGAGGAGAAAGGCAACGAAACUACUGCCAUGUGUAUGCGAGCACAGAAGACGAACGGAUGUCAGCUGUUCGAGCGAACUCUGUGCACGGAUGCUGUACACUGGUUCAAGGGCAGCAACAAGCCCUGCCACUACAAAGUGCACAACCUCUACGGGAAGGCCAUGAGCCAAGCCACAGUCAAAUGCAGGAGCAAAGCACUUCGGACACUGGAUAAUGUCUUCGUACGGUUGACCCCGAGCACAAGUGACAGCUGGUGUAAGGGUUGCCCCAGCCCAAAGUCUCAGGUCAAAAGCAGGGCCAUAGCUCUGCUGAAGGAAUCUAACCUGGGGAAAUUGGAAAAACAGGUGUCGAGCAGUCAUCCCUACAAGAUUAGCGGCUCCAACAUUUUGGUUGAAGAGCUAAAGGCUGGCAUUCCAGGAGCCAACACCGCUUUGUCCAUUGAAGUGGAAGAUCUGUUCUAA